Messenger RNA from Brachypodium distachyon (stiff brome), 1006 nucleotides. RefSeq lists its product as uncharacterized. The coding region runs from base 210 to 776 and encodes 188 amino acids. The record is from RefSeq and is a predicted model, not a curated record. The transcript has 2 exons. Lineage: Eukaryota; Viridiplantae; Streptophyta; Magnoliopsida; Poales; Poaceae.
GGCCGCUCACAUUUGGCCAAGUGGCCGCUUUCUCAUCUCAAGAUAAGCCUUCUACUCCUACUAUCCUUCCUCCUCUUCCCCUUGGAAGCUGCGGCAAUCCAAGAAGAUCUACACGGUUCUACCACGAACAAAACUGCACAAAUCCAAGAAUCCCAGAGAGAGAGAAAGAAGACCGAACAAGCUAGGAUCGAGGAGGAGGCGGAGCUGCCAUGGCGUUAUUAGCGCCCACAACUCUUCAGUGCUUCCUCACUGGGAGGCCCCUGUGCAGCAUGGCCACAGCAGCCGUCCCGCAGCUCACGAGGUCCAGGCAGCCAUCGGCGAGGCUCUCGUGCAAGGCCUCCGAUGAGAAGGACGCCACGCCGCUGUCGCGGGAAAUUAGUGGCCUCGGGGUGAAGCUCGGGAAGCUGGCUCUGGUCGCGCUGGCCGCCGGCGUGCUCGCGCUCGGUCCCGUCGACGGCGCCAUGGCCGGAAAGUCCGGCGGCAGGGUCGGCGGGAAGGCGUUCCGGUCCGCGGCGCCUCGCCCGUCCGGUCCACGGAUAAACAACUCCAGGACGAACAUCUACGUCAACCCGGGCGUGGCGCCGCCGCUGGGGGGAUACGGCUACGGCGGAUAUGGCGGGUACGGCUGGUCGCCCUUCAGCUUCUACGGUGGCCCGGGCGUCGCGGUCGGGGUCGGCGGCGGCUUCGACACGUUCGUGCUGUUCAUAGUGGCUGGGGCGGUCGUCGGCGCUGUCCGGCGGUUCCUCAACAGGGACAAGGAUGAUUACGAUGACUAGACGAGUAGAACGUGUAAUCGAUCUCAUAUCCGAUCCUUGUAAUAUAGCGAGCGAGACUAUUUCUGCUCUUGUGUCAGUCUGAAUCUUGAAGGAACAUUGUACUGAAGUUAACUGAACGAGCAGCUCAGUGUUGUGUCGCCCGUGUCGGGAAACUGCAAUUUUGUAUCCGUAACCAUCGCCGUCCUUUUGAACGUCUGGAAACGCCGCAACGUGAAAACAUUUUACAGCUA